This is a messenger RNA of Sabethes cyaneus, 7452 nucleotides long. It is a transcript of the gene Mad, whose product is annotated as protein mothers against dpp. Gene Ontology annotation, cellular component: heteromeric SMAD protein complex. The record is from RefSeq and is a predicted model, not a curated record. Bases 793 to 2208 code for a protein of 471 amino acids. Lineage: Eukaryota; Metazoa; Arthropoda; Insecta; Diptera; Culicidae. Gene Ontology annotation, biological process: SMAD protein signal transduction; regulation of transcription by RNA polymerase II; transforming growth factor beta receptor signaling pathway. Gene Ontology annotation, molecular function: I-SMAD binding; DNA-binding transcription factor activity, RNA polymerase II-specific; RNA polymerase II cis-regulatory region sequence-specific DNA binding. The transcript has 3 exons.
CUAAUUAAAAUAAAAUUCGUUCAAGUCGUCAGAAUAGUAGAUUGUGCAAUUGGCUAAGGUGUUAAUCAUCAAUCAUAGCUGCAAUUAAUAGUGCAAAUUUGUGUCCAGACAUACUGUCGCCGUCAGAAUGCAGAAUCAGUGCGGCUGCUGCUGUUGAGAAAAUUAUAAAACGACGGCCCUCUCUGGAGGCGCACCAAUACAUUCAGGCACUGAAAUAAUCAGGUGCUUCAGGUGUGUGUGUGUAGGUGGCCUCUUGCUUCGUGACGUCACUAUUGGAACAGGCUUCCUGUUCAUGCUGCGCGUAUAGUCUCGUUCUUGCUGCUCUUAUUCACGUAUACGCGGACGGAACGGAGGAUAUGAGCGUGUGUAUGUGCGCUGUUUGCUGUACCUCCUUCUAUGAAUGAUGAACAGUCGGAUCGGAGAAAAGAAGAGUGUGAAAUUUUUGUCACUUUAGCAGACGCUACCGUCGAAACGGAUUCUAGUUCUUUGCUCAGUGUUUAGUGCGGUCCCGAGGUGUGAAACGAAGUGAAAAUUUGUGAUUUCUUAGCGACGGUAAGCUAUCUCGGGAUAAAACCAGUGCCGGAAAAAGGUGAAAAGUGCUAGUGUGUUCGCAACCAGAAGCCAGUAUCAAGUGACACGGGAACAACCCACGAAACAUUCUACGGGAGGCCAUUUGUCGCAACCUUCAAAAGUAGAACCAACACAUUCACCCGGACGGCAGCAGUCCAGUUUAGCAGAUAGUAUCAACAGUCCUCGCGGAAAUUCCCUGGAAAUUCAAAUUUUUUCUUCAACAUGGACACUGACGAUGUGGAGUCCUCGAGCAGCAGUACGAUGUCCAGCCUGAAUAGUCUGUUUUCGUUCACCAGUCCAGCGGUGAAAAAGUUACUGGGCUGGAAACAAGGCGAUGAGGAAGAAAAAUGGGCCGAAAAAGCCGUCGAUAGUUUGGUAAAGAAACUCAAGAAACGGAAAGGCGCCAUCGAGGAGUUAGAGCGAGCCCUUUCCUGUCCCGGACAACCAUCGAAGUGCGUCACGAUUCCACGAUCUCUGGACGGUCGAUUACAGGUAUCCCACCGCAAAGGACUGCCGCAUGUUAUCUAUUGCCGUGUGUGGCGUUGGCCGGAUCUGCAGAGUCACCAUGAGCUGAAACCGAUCGAAACAUGUCAAUAUCCGUUCAGCGCCAAACAGAAAGAGGUUUGCAUUAAUCCAUACCAUUACAAGAGGGUCGAAAGCCCGGUUCUGCCUCCGGUGCUAGUUCCGCGUCAUUCUGAGUUCGCUCCGGGCCACUCGUUGUUGCCAUUCCACCAGAUGAGCGAACCCAACAUGCCGCACAAUGUCAGCUACACCAAUUCGGGCUUCAAUAACUCACACAUCGGAGGUGGUGGACCCAACUCGCCGAUUUCAUCUCAUAUGGGCCCGAACAGUCCGAUCUCCUCGGUAUCCAGUCCCGGACCGAUAAACUCAAAUCCUCAAAGCCCGUACGGUUCGCUGCCGGAAACGCCUCCCCCUGCGUACAGCCCGCCGGAAGAUGGCAAUAAUGUCACCGGCUCGGACAACAAUCAGAUGGACACAAACCAGAUGCACGGUGAAGUGGCUCCGGUCAGCUAUCAGGAACCACCGUACUGGGCUAGUAUAGCUUAUUAUGAGCUGAACUGCCGAGUCGGCGAAGUAUUUCAUUGCAAUGCGACCUCGAUUAUCGUGGACGGUUUCACAAACCCAUCCAAUAAUUCGGACCGUUUCUGUCUCGGUCAGCUGAGCAACGUAAACAGGAACAGUACAAUCGAGAACACACGUCGUCAUAUCGGAAAGGGCGUUCACCUGUACUACGUCGGUGGCGAAGUGUACGCCGAAUGUCUCUCGGAUUCGGCUAUUUUCGUGCAGAGCCGCAACUGCAAUCACCACCAUGGAUUCCACCCGAGCACGGUGUGCAAAAUUCCGCCCGGUUGUUCGCUGAAAAUUUUCAACAACCAGGAAUUCGCCCAGCUUCUGUCGCACUCGGUUAACCAUGGGUUCGAGGCGGUCUACGAGCUGACCAAGAUGUGCACGAUACGAAUGAGCUUCGUCAAGGGCUGGGGUGCCGAAUAUCAUCGGCAGGAUGUCACCUCGACUCCGUGCUGGAUCGAGAUCCACCUGCAUGGGCCACUGCAGUGGCUGGACAAGGUUCUCAUCCAGAUGGGAUCGCCGCACAAUGCCAUCAGCUCAGUGUCGUAAGGCUGCUGCUGUUGUCGUGCGCGAGGGCGAACAUUUGAGGCCUGGCAUGGAAGAAGAGAACGUGUGAGUGAGCGAUGGUGUGAAUGAGAGUGUGAGCAAAUGUAGAGCAAUUUCAUUUCAUUUUCAAACCCGCUGGCAGCAAGAAACGCUUGGCUUUUGAUGAAACUUUUAGCCUUUCUUACAAAUAAUAUUUUAAAAUUGGAUCAAAAUGAUCUCUGAUUACAAUAUCAUCCGUUGUUUUUACAAAAAUUAAUUAGUUCAUAGCUGAAAUUAACUAAUCACAGUUAAAUUUAAUGAAAUACAAUUUUUUUUAUUAUGUAUAGGUACCUACCUAUAUUUGGGCUUUGAAGUUUUGUGUAAUUUAAAUUUACAAUUGAUUGGGAAUGGUUAAUAGACAGACACGGAUGAAUCCUGCAAGAAGCCGUACACAAAUUUUGUAUUCUGUGGAAAUUUGCUAGAUGAUUCAUACGGAAAAAGUUUCAUCUUUUCUCUUUUUUCAGAUUCUACUAAGACGCUCGAUAAAAGAACUUUACUAAGGUACAUCUGUUGGAUGACUUUGUGGUCAACAAAACUUCAGUCGAAUUCUCCCAACAACAGAAUAACCGAUAAUAAUUGGCGACGAUUGACAUUAGGCAAGCAGGCAUUAAGAGUUGCCAACACUCGACGGCACAAGUUAGUGAAGUGCGUACGACUUUUUCAAAAAUUACUAGAACUCUUCUUGCUUGCCAUGAGAAUAAAUCUGACAUGAAGACCAUUCAAGAAUUAGGUGCAAAACGCCGCUACUGUUUAAACGCAGGUAAGGGUAAUUGUCAUCAUGGAUAAAACUGAUUAUGAUGAACAAAUGAUUCAAAAUAUGAAUAAUGACACAACCAGGCAACAAAGGAAUAGUCCGCUUACUGACAUGCUGAAAAGUUUUUGAGAAUAAAGUCCAUUUCGGUUCUCGUUCUCAUUCCAAAUCCAAUCUCAUUUAAAAUAAAAGGUCUUCAAAAAUUCACAAACCAAGGAAAUGAGGCUUCGGUCGUGGAGAUUUUUAACAAAAACUUGGUAAAAUGGCCAGAGAAAUUUCCUCCUGGUCGCGGUGAAGAUAUUGUCGAAAGAUUAAAAACCGCUUGAAGAUGGAGGAAUACCGAAUGCGUUACAUCAGUAACGGCGUUGUUCCUUGGUGUUCCAGUGAACAAAGCGUAAACACUUGGAAAUGCUAAGUUAGAGCUAAUAUGAAAUUAACAUAAUUUUGCAUAGGUGAAAAUUAUUUGGUUUUUUUUUCGGGUUAGCGUUUGUGUGCAAACCAACGGACCAUCCAUGAGAAACCCGUUCCGCCGUUUCUUUGUAGGUUGUUCAUGGUAGGACUUGAAAUGGGACAAAAAAUUGAACUUGACAUAGCACUUAAAAUUGAACUUAUUAUUCUUCGAAUCAGACUUGGAAAAGGACAUGAAAUUAGGUUCGAAAUCGAAAGUAUUCUUAAAAUUAGACAUUAAAUUGGACAAAAAAGUUAAAUUUUACCUGAAACUAGACUUGAAACUGGACUUAAAUUGGACUGGAAAGUGGUCUUCAAAUUGAACUCAAAAUCUAAGUUGAAAUUGCACCUAAAAUUUUACUUUAAAAAUACUUUCGAUUGUUUGACACUGUCAUCUACGAAAUGCCUAAGAAAUGUUACCUUCAAUAAAAAUUUGAACUCUGACUCCACCAUUUUUGAUGGCAUAGAAUGGAGAUGGGAUAAAUAAAAUUAGUAUAGCGGACAGAAUAAACAGAAUUUCCUCUCAACUUCAUCGUUGAAUUCUGUUUGUUUAUGGGAAAAAUCAUUAAAAAUAUUGUAGAGAGCGUUGAGCCAAAAGCGUUACAUUACGUCAUGUCCAUGUGUAGCAUGGAAUUGCUCUGUAUUGUUGCACCGAUCGAAUGCGAGAUGAACGUUGCGUAGUAAAACAGUUUCAGUUUUAGUAAGUUAGCCGCUAGUGUAAAACAAUAGAAAUUGGCAGAUUACACAUAUAAAUAUUUUUUAAACUUAACUGAUUUCAUCGUGAACAGGAUGGUUCAUGUUUCGAAAAAAAGUGAUUAUUUUUUGGCAAAAAAAGUCUUCGGUCGUAAGAUAUACAUUAUUCGUGAAAUAUAGAUUAUGCAAUAGAACCCUCUUCCGGUUAUUUGAUAGUGUCUUUCUCGUAGUGCAAUUUUCGCAGCAGAAGAAAAAAGGAUUUUAUUAUGUUUUCAUAUAUUUCUUACUUUUAUUAAGCAUUUCGGAUAGAAUCAAAAUAUAUCUAUUUUAAAAAAGGAACUUUUAAAAAGAGCUUAAGUAUAACAUUAAAGUUUUUCAAUUCUGUUUUCUAGCAAGUGCCUAUUUUUGUUUACAUCUUCCGCUCCUUUUUAAGCGUAGUUGAUCAACAUUACCGACUACAUCGAAACGGCACUGUGAAAAAUAGUGCUGCUCGUUUGUUUUAAACUUUUUAAAAAUAUAUGCUGUUGCGACAUUCAUAGAAGUGCUUAUUAAGACCGUAUACGAAACAUGGCAGCGAGACUCAUUUAAAUUAGCAAAUAAUUGCUUGUCUUUCAGUACUUUUUUGCUCUCUAAACGAAAAUGGCAAAAAAUAAGUACUCACAGUCACAAUUUGAAGGCAUUGAAAGCCAUGUGCUCUCGGUGAUUACAUUUAUGCUCUUCUAAAUUUCUCAAUAUUAUUUUUACUGAAAAAACCAUGCUUUAAAUAAACGAUAAAACAACAAAGAAUGUGAUGUUGUUUAUAAGCACUUCUAAAAUGGUGUCGUUUCCGGUCCUGUUUACAAUUCCCCCUAGUAAGAAGCGAACAAAUAUUUACAGUAUAAAUUGUAGAACAAUAAGCAUACAGUGUCCUUAAAUGCACCGGUUAAAAUUUUACAAAAAUUCUGCACUUCAUAAACACACGAACUUUACAUACACACACACAAAUGCCAUUCGGAGGCUCAUCGCAGAGAAAACAACGAGGAGCGUUCUUUUGUAGCUAAAAUAUUCAGCUGCUGCUGCCGCCUAUUUACAUAUUUUUGAAAUAAUGUUAGUCGACGGAAAAAUGUCUUAUACCAUUUCUAAACAAUACUCGAACACAAUUUCAACACGAACUUCAGACAGACGUACACCCAAACACAAGCACACAACAGCAUACAUCAACACAAAACAAUUAGGGCAUAAUAUUUUACUUGCUCGACGGUUCAAACGAGAUAUACUCAAACGGUGUUAUUCCUAGAUAAAACUACGAACAUAAGACAGUGGUCAGACGAAACAAGCUGUUGCAAUUUUUGCCUUAGGGGAGUAUUUUUAGCGUAUUGAACUAUUAGGAACAUCUAUUUAAAAAAAUGUUUUAUUAAAGUUUUUUCUCCAAAACAUCGUGCCUGCAGAACAUUGUUGCCAUAAAACUAACAGUGAAUGAAGAUUUUCUCGCUUGUACCACGCUGCUGAAUAUGCCUUAUCAUUUUAAACAUACUGAACUGGUUUUUUGAAAGUCAACGAAGAUCAACUUUCGCCGAUGUGCGUAGUGCCUGGUAGUUUUACAACGCUUUUUAAAAUAUUGCGAUCUAAUAUACACUAAGUUUUUGCUUUGUUUUACACAAUUUUACUGAUUGCAUAGUGUGAGUGCCGAACAAACUCAAAUAUUCUCUAUCUAGUUAAGAACCAGCAUGUGUUGUGUAUGUUUGACAAACAAAAAAAAGUGAGGCAAAGUGUGUAGCUUGAAAGAUUCUAACAAAAAAUCCACUCUAUUUUGCUCAGUUAGUAAAUAACAAACCGGACACAAACACACAAAGUUUUGAUGCCGAGGGACACGAUAGUUUAGAAGGAAAACUAUUUUUAAACGCUGUAAAACAUUUAAAACUUUAACAUUCAAUCGAUAGAGUGAAUGAUAAUGGAGUUGGAGGAAAAGCUAUCCGCAGAUAUCAAACAUCUCACGCAGAGGCAGUCACGCAAUCGUCGUUGAUCUGUCGGAAAAUAACGCGCGGAACGAACGAAUUGAUACAGAAACAAUACCAGUGCUUAUCAUUCGAAGAGUAAGAAAAUACACUUGAGCCCAUGAAAACUACUACUAGUAAAAAAGUAAACAGUCGUAAUGUUACAAUCCAAAAUUCUCAGAUAGUAGAUUUAUGUAAAAUAAUUACGCGAAAAAAGUUGUAGAACGUGUUUCGGUAGUUCAUACAGAAGGGAGUAAUCCUGCAUAGUAAGUAAUAAGUAAUAAAAGAGACAUUUUACUUAAGGCUACAUAAAUCAAUGACAGAAUGUUCUUGUGGAAAAUAAAAUAUUUAAUCAAAUGAUAAAGCAAACUUACUUAAAUGAUAUAACUGGUAAGAGUAAAACGCAGUUUUAGUUAGCGAGAUGUGAAUUACAUACUAGUUACAAUGCUGGAUGGAUAAUCAAAUCAUAAAUAAAACAAAAUUCUAGCAAAAAAAGAAGUGAGUAAUGAAAACCAAUUGCAAAUGUGUAGAUGAUGAGUGGAGCUCUACAAUCCUCUGGACGCAUUGACAUAAAAAUGAUCACGAACCAGCAACAGGCACAGCAAAGUGAAUGAAAACAUAUUUAAUGAAACAAAAACUAUCUCUAAGUGUGCAGCAGUGAAUGGCAAAAAAAUAAAAAUAAAAUACAUAUUUUCAUGGCAUAUUAUUUUUGAACAACAAAACUGACAACAAAACAGAUUAAAAUAAAUUACACUUGCACACUCACACAGCUAGGAAUAGUAUCAUAAGAUUAGUAAAAUUGAUUAUAAACAAAAAGCAAAAGAGAAAAAAGAGCAUGUUGAAGUGAAAAACAAACGAAGAUAUUACUUCAAAUCACAAACAGAAACACAAAUCCAUCUUGAUCUCAUGUCAUUCUAAUAUCGCUUGACUACACAUCGUUAGUUUUGUUUUCGUUGUAAAGCGGGUGUUACAGCCGGGGUAGUUUUCCCCUGGUAGCACCCUAGCCAGGAGAGGUGAUUCCGUACACGGAUUGCGUAAAAAAGACGAAGCGAUUGCCGCGCAGCUCAUUUCUUCCCGCAUGUAAUUGCGACAAACCUUUGAAAUAUCACACGUUAGAAAAACAAAAAAAAAACGGAAAUACGCAAGACGACAGCAAGAAGUGAAUAAAAAUGAAAAGAGAGAAAUUAACUAAAGUUCUAGUUGGCGCUAUAAGGCAAGCUGAAGAAAAAAAGAAAGAAAAUGAAAACAAACAUAAGUUUAAACAACAAACAACUGUAGCAAGCAGCAAGGAAUCGUGGAACACAAUAUCAUUCAAAAGUAAUUGAAACUGUAAAUCGUAAGCAA